Molecule: messenger RNA, 2592 nt
Organism: Paramormyrops kingsleyae
Lineage: Eukaryota; Metazoa; Chordata; Actinopteri; Osteoglossiformes; Mormyridae
Gene: asnsd1
Product: asparagine synthetase domain containing 1
Molecular function (GO): asparagine synthase (glutamine-hydrolyzing) activity
Source: RefSeq, a predicted model, not a curated record
CUUCGGAUGGGACCAUGACUGACGGAGCAGCCGGCUUGCUGAGCACCAGCCCCUCACAGCAUUUCUUACUGCUUCUGUUUGGAAAAUGAGUGCGACCCACACAUGGAAGAAGCUGAAAGAGCAGAAAAAGCACCACCUUAUAAGACAGCUGUGGAAAAAUGACAUGAAGAGAUUUACCUCCAGCUUCAUAUCUCAAGCAGGCUGGUGCAAGAAUACCCAAUGAAUACUGAAUAAAUACUGAAUAAUACCAAAUGAAUACCGAAUGAAUACCAAAUGAUAUGUGGUCACCUGGUUGGAGAAAAUGUCUGCGAAUCAACAAGAGAAAGAUCUUUCUGCAAAGGGAGACUUAAAAGACGAACUUAAUAAAAAGAUUAAGGAACAGAAGGUCGUGGUUGAUGAACUCUGCAAUCUGAAGAAAAACAGGAGGGUUUAUGUACAGCAGCCCAACAGUAACAUCUUCUUUUUGGCUGACAAAGCGGAGACACUAAGUACUUGCAGAAAAACACUGGACAAUAUGAAGAAAGAGUUCCAGGAUUUAUAAAAACAUACAAAGUGGACCAAGACUAGUUAAGAGGAAUGUAACGAAUUUUAAAAUGUGUGGUAUUUGCUGUGCCGUGAACUUUUCCUCCUCUCAUGUGUUAGAAUCGAGACUGCUUCAGAAUUUGACAAAGAGAGGGCCUCACUCAAGUAAGGAAGUAAGGAAAAGAGUGGGAGAUGUGAGCUGUGAGUGCCUUUUCUCUGCUCAUGUUCUUCACAUGAGAGGCAAACUGACUCCUCAACCACUGGAAGAUACAGACGGAAAUGUCUUUCUCUGGAACGGAGAGGUGUUUGGUGGUCUGGACUUGGGAUUUGAAGACAACGACACCGAAUGUCUCUUCCAUCAUCUCUCCAGCUGUUCCAGCCCUGGAGAUAUUUUGUCUCUUCUGUCUAAUGUACGAGGGCCAUGGGCUUUUAUUUACUACCAGGCAGCUAAACACUGCCUCUGGUUUGGCAGAGACUACUUUGGCCGGCGGAGUCUGCUUUGGCGAUUUGGUCCGCGGGAGAAAUUUGUGAUUAUAACAUCUGUUGCGGCUUCUCUCAAUGGGGCCAGUGAUUCGCCGUGGCAGGAGGUUCCAGCAUUUGGGGUUUACAAACUUGAUUUAGGUGAAAAUUCUCAACUGAGUUCUUUGAGGUUAGAGUUGUAUCCGUGGAUUUACCCAGGUGAAAAAACACCUUCAGUUGAUGAGCUUAACUGGGAGAGUCUUGACAACUGUGUGUCUUUAGUGAUGAAUGAUUCUGGGCUUUGUCUUGCUUCCCCCAUAAGUCCAAUGAACAUGUCUGUGAGUCAGACCAUCAGUGCUAAUACGAACACCUUUGGCUCUCAGCCAACCAUUGAAGACCUGGAUGCAUUCUUGACAUGUGAUCAGAUGAAGAAGGUGGCUAGCCAGCUCAUAGAUGUUUUGAGCCGAGCUGUACAGUGGCGUGUGCAGUAUCUUCCUUACGAAGAUCCAGCUACAUUGAUGCCCAACGACAAAGCUGACGUCGCUAUCCUCUUUUCCGGUGGAAUCGACUCCAUGAUUCUGGCUUUGUUAGCCCAUCGCCAUGUCCCAAGUGGAAAACCAAUCGAUCUUUUGAAUGUGGCUUUCAGACUCCAGGAGCCAAAGAGACAGAAAGGACCAACCAAGAAAAUGAAGAACAAGAAGAUGACACCGGAUCAGGCCAAUGAUCUCGGCGAGCCCCUUCCGUCUGCGAGGUUCGACGUGCCUGACAGAAUCACCGGCAGAGCUGGCCUGCAGGAGCUGUGUGCCCUAAGCUCAGACCGGAAGUGGAACUUUGUAGAAAUCAAUGUAACCCAGGAAGAGCUUCAAGACAUGCGACAGAAACACAUCUGUCACUUGGUGCAUCCUUUGGAGACAGUGCUGGAUGACAGCAUUGGCUGCGCAGUGUGGUUUGCAGCCAGGGGGAUUGGCUUCGUAAAGGACGGGAUAGAGUACAGACCAUUCACCUCCUCUGCAAAGGUGGUUCUGACUGGUAUCGGAGCAGACGAACAGCUGGCAGGGUACUCGCGACACCGGGUCCGAUACAAGGCUGCUGGGCUUGAGGGCCUGGUCCAAGAGCUAGCUAUGGAGCUUGGCAGAAUAUCAUCCCGGAACCUUGGCAGGGACGACAGGAUCAUCGGGGACCACGGAAAGGAGGCCAGGUUCCCCUAUCUGGAUGAGGAGGUGGUCUCCUUCCUGAAUGGCCUACCAGUGUGGGAGAAGGCAGAGCUCUCGCUCCCCCGGGGGCUGGGGGAGAAGCUGCUGCUGAGGCUGGCAGCCCGGCAGCUGGGGCUGUGUGCCUCAGCCAUGCUGCCCAAGAGGGCCAUGCAGUUCGGCUCCCGCAUCGCCAAGCUAGAGAACAGCCACGAGAAGGCGUCCGACAAAUGCAGUAGACUCUGUGCUACAUGAGUCAUUCCCUGGAUACUUCACAUUCAGAAACCUUUCAUCAUCAAAUCGGUACCUAUAUUUUACUGAUCCGAGGGGAGAAAUGUUUUAUGCUCGAUUACUUUCCAUUCAUUAUACCAUUAUGUAUUUUCCUUUUGUUUCAUCGAUCAUUAAAAUAAUUUUAAAAUCG